AUGCUCCACGAGAUCCUGCUCUCCCUCUCCGGCCAACCGUCACCCCUAUUCGGCACCCAAACGGGAAAAGGCGCUGUCGCUCAAGAUGAUUUUCCCCUUCUUUCACCUCCGGAGAAAGCCCUCCUCGCAUCCGUUGCCCACCUGAGUCGGCUCCACGCUCAGCUACGGACACGCGCCUCCGAAAUUUCGUCCGUGAACCCGUCCGUCGUCUGCCGCUCAGUCUCCAUGGCCAUCGUGGGGACACACCUAAGCGAAUUUCAAAAGAAAAUCUUGGAAGUGGAAAGAGCGAUUCUUGCCGAAGAUAGUGGAUAUGUUGGAGGCUACGGUAUCGUCCCAUUGUCGACUAUCGUUGGAGAAUUCGCACCGUGGACGCGGCGGAUGGAGUGGCUCUGGGAUAUCGCCCAAUUUAUUCAACCCGAGAGGAAGAAGGGCGAACGGCCCCAUGGCUCCACUGGUGCAGAACUCAUUGAUCAUCUGCGGACCGAAGCUCACACCGGAUAUCUUGAUAUCAAAGAGAUGGCCUUAAAUUUAGAGGCAUCUGCAGAGGCAGCAUGGAUGAAGCAACUUUCCAUGUGGCUUCUUUAUGGGAACCUCCCUAUGUACGGCAAGGAUGACUUCUUCAUCCAGGAGGAUUUCGAAAGCGAAGGCGACGAGGCACAAUUCAGCAUAAACAGCCACCUACUUCCGAAAUUUGUUCCGGCACAAACGGCAGGUUCAGUAUUGUUCAUUGGCAAAUCGCUAAACCAUAUUCGGGCAAAACGGAAAACGUCAAUGCCAGGAACCUCUACUGCACCAGUAACUUUGUAUCGAGAACACAUAGAGCAACUCGCAAGCUUGCAAGCACCAAUUUCGCCUGUGAAGCUAUCUUCUGCUGUUGAUUGCAUUCGUCUUUCACUUUCUCAGUCAACCCUGUCCAAACUAUUGCCACUUCCAAAAAUCCUCGAAAUCCUCGAUUUACUUCACGGGUUCCUUCUACUGGGGCGGGGUGAGUUUGCAGUCGCCCUGGUAUCACAUGCAGAUGCCCGCCUGGAAGAAAGUCGACGUCGUGGGUUAACGUUGGCCCGUAAUGGGCCAUCUAGUAAACUUGACGGUCUCGCCAUCAAAGAAGGGGAUGUCACAACUGCCUUAGUCCAAGCAUGGGCGGAGCUGUUUUCUUUGCAAAAAGAAGAGGACCAAGCUGAUGACCAGCUUGAACUUGCCCGGAAUCUUCUUUCUCUAUCCAUCUGUGGUCGAAAAAAGGAACGGCCAAUGACCCCAGCCCAGAACGCUAAUCCGAUAGCGGAGAUCUCGAAAGUAUCAUUCGAGGACUUACUUUUCCCGACACCCACACAACUAACAGCACAAAUCCGAACCCCUCUCGACUUGUUCAUCUCGAGCUCUGACAUUCUCAUAUAUUCCAAGAUCCACUCUUAUCUUCUGGGUAUAAGACGGGCUCAAAUUAGGCUUGGAGAUCUUUGGAAGCGAACUUCAUUACGCAGAAACCACCCUACUCCACGGGGACCACCGCGAAGCAAUAGCGCCUUUGGUCAAGCUAGAUUAAAGGCAGGAAGAGAAAGAGAUAAUGCCCGUGUUCGCCAAAUGCGCCCAAUCUGGGCCACAAGCAGCGCGUGUUUGUUCGUGCUUUCAGAAAUUGGCACCUUCUUCCAGGGAGAGGUGGUCAAUGAAUCGUGGCAGCACCUCCGUGAGUGGAUUGAAGGCAGGUCUUCGUCCACAAGAUCAGCACCCGGCUCUCGGCCUGGAACCGCGUCCACUUCCAAACUACAAGAAGAUUCUGGGGCAAACUCCUUGGAUCAUAGGCCCACCGGAGAUCCUUUCGAGUCUGGCUCACAAACCAUGGGACGGCAUGACCCUGAGGCUCUGACUGUUGCUCAUCGUCGGCACUUGGCGUCUCUCGUUCAAUCCCUCUUUCUAACCGAGGUACCAUUCACAAAUACCCUGAGAAGCAUCCUCACCGACAUCGACCGCUUUGUCGCACUCGUGAUUCGACUGGAAAACAUCCAACGGAAUAUGGACUUGGAAACCGACGAAGGUGUCGUGGAUGCCAUGAUCGACUAUGCCCAAGAAGAACGUGAGAUGUGGGAAAUGCUGGGCUCCACACGCAACCACGUCGAGACGGGCAUGAAAGACCUCGUUACGAGCCUGCGGAACAUCGACGAUAGCCGAUCAGGAGAAGGACGCGGAUCCGUAGAUUUCGGAACAGAAUUCGGCCAGAUGGGGUUCGGGCCCCAACGAGAGGACAGUGCAGGCCCCAGUUUCAGUCAUUAUAUGCCCCGCAAACCUGCAGGCGUGGACAGACUACUCAUGAAACUGGACUUUGGCAGCCUUCGCACCGGCUUCGGGCCCGAGACCUCCGCGGGUCUGGCGGGUAUGCAAUAA
Molecule: messenger RNA, 2376 nt
Organism: Penicillium canescens
Lineage: Eukaryota; Fungi; Ascomycota; Eurotiomycetes; Eurotiales; Aspergillaceae
Exons: 1
Coding region: 1-2376 (791 amino acids)
Biological process (GO): spindle assembly; meiotic cell cycle; mitotic cell cycle
Cellular component (GO): equatorial microtubule organizing center; gamma-tubulin complex; spindle pole
Molecular function (GO): microtubule minus-end binding; gamma-tubulin binding
Source: RefSeq, a predicted model, not a curated record